Molecule: messenger RNA, 7115 nt
Organism: Epinephelus fuscoguttatus (brown-marbled grouper)
Lineage: Eukaryota; Metazoa; Chordata; Actinopteri; Perciformes; Serranidae
Gene: kidins220b
Product: kinase D-interacting substrate 220b
Exons: 30
Coding region: 211-5454 (1747 amino acids)
Molecular function (GO): protein binding
Source: RefSeq, a predicted model, not a curated record
GCGGGCUCUGGUUGCUUGUUGUUCUUAUCAAGAUGGCUGCUGCUACUGGGGAUGGAGAGUGAGCUCCGGCUGUCAUCUCAACACAGGCCCAGGAAACCGACACUAACACGCCCAGAGACCGGCACCGAGACCCGACUGGACCCGAACCAGGACCGCCUAAACCGAAUCUGAUUCUCUUCUGAAGGACAGACAGACGGACACACAGCAGACAUGGACACCACCACGUCCAUAAAGAUGACCACACUGGCCAUCCAGAACCUCUUCAGCUACGUGGAGGAGGAGAACCUGGCUGCGCUCAAAGCUCACCUGGACCGCUUCAAGGAGGUGGACGGACGCAGUGAUAACGGACAGACUCCUCUCAUGCUGGCGGCAGAGCAAGGCAGUCUGGAGAUCGUCCAGGAGCUCAUCAGGAGAGGAGCCAACGUCAACUUGGACGAUGUGGACUGCUGGUCGGCUCUGAUCUCUGCGGCUAAAGAAGGUCAUGUGGAGGUGGUGAAGGAGCUGCUGGAGAACAGCGCCUACAUCGAGCACAGAGACAUGGGAGGCUGGACGGCUCUGAUGUGGGCGGCUUACAAAGGUCGUGUAGAUGUCACCGAGCUGCUGCUGGAGCACGGAGCCAACCCCAACACUACAGGACAGCAAUACAGCGUGUACCCCAUCAUCUGGGCUGCAGGUCGAGGACACGCCGACAUCGUCAAACUGCUGCUGCAGAACGGAGCCAAAGUCAACUGUUCUGACAAGUACGGGACCACUCCUCUCAUCUGGGCGUCCAGGAAAGGACACUUUGACUGUGUGAUGCACCUGCUGGAGAAUGGAGCCGACGUCGACCAGGAGGGGGCGAACUCGAUGACGGCGCUGAUCGUGGCGGUGAGAGGCGGCUACACUGAAGUGGUGAAGGAGCUGCUCAAGAGGAACCCCAACGUCAACAUGACCGACAAAGACGGGAACACGGCGCUGAUGAUUGCUGCCAAGGAGGGUUACACAGAGAUCGUCCAGGACUUGCUGGACGCCGGGACCUACGUCAACAUCCCAGACCGGAGCGGUGACACGGUGCUGAUUGGAGCAGUGAGGGGCGGUCAUGUGGAGAUCGUCAGAGCUCUGCUGCAUAAAUAUGCCGACAUAGACAUUAGAGGACAGGAGAAUAAAACUGCUCUGUACUGGGCUGUGGAGAAAGGAAACGCUACCAUGGUCAGAGACAUCCUGCAGUGUAACCCCGACACUGAGACCUGCACCAAGGACGGAGAGACUCCUCUGAUCAAAGCCACUAAGAUGAGGAACAUUGAGAUCGUGGAGCUGCUGCUGGAUAAAGGAGCCAAAGUGUCGGCUGUCGACAAGAGAGGAGACACACCCCUCCACAUCGCCAUCCGUGGGCGGAGUCGCCGCCUGGCCGAGCUCCUCCUCAGGAACCCCAAAGAUGGCCGCCUGCUUUACCGACCCAACAAAGGCGGAGAGACGCCGUACAACAUUGACUGCAGCCACCAGAAGAGCAUCCUGACACAGAUCUUUGGAGCGCGUCACCUGUCCCCCACAGAGACGGACGGAGACAUGUUGGGUUAUGACCUGUACAGCUCUGCGCUGGCUGACAUCCUGAGCGAACCCACCAUGCAGCCUCCCAUCUGUGUUGGUCUGUAUGCCCAGUGGGGCAGCGGCAAGUCCUUCCUGCUCAAGAAGCUGGAGGAUGAGAUGAAGACGUUUGCCGGGCAGCAGAUUGAGCCGUUGUUUCAGUUCUCCUGGCUCGUCGUUUUUCUGUCUCUGCUGCUCUGCGGCUCCGUCGCCGUCGUCCUUGGCUUCACCGUCGACCCCAAACUGGCCAUGGCGGUCUCCCUCAGCCUGCUCGCUCUGCUCUACCUCUUCUUCGUGGUGGUGUACUUUGGCGGGCGUCGGGAGGGCGAGAGCUGGAACUGGGCGUGGCUGAUCAGCACCCGUCUGGCCCGUCACAUCGGGUAUCUGGAGCUGCUGCUGAGGCUGAUGUUUGUGAACCCGCCGGAGCUGCCUGAGCAGAGUACCCGAGCUCUGCCUGUCAGGUUCCUGUUUACAGAUUACAACCGGCUGUCGAGCGUCGGUGGAGAGACGUCGAUGGCAGAGAUGAUCGCCACAUUGUCUGAUGCCUGCGAGAGAGAGUUCGGCUUCCUCGCCACACGCCUGUUCAGAGUGUUCAAGACCGAGGAGACGCAAGGUAAGAGGAAGUGGAAGAAGACGUGCUGCGUCCCGUCCUUCAUCCUCUUCGUCUUCGUGCUGGCGUGCUUGCUGAGCGGCAUGGCGCUGCUGGCCGUCUUUAAGGUGGACGGGGAGAACCGGACGGUGAACGGCGUGCUAGUGGCCAUCGGCAGCGUGGUAGGUCUGGCUCUGCUGCUGAACUGCAGGACGUGGUGGCAGGUGACCGACUCAGUGCUCAAUUCUCAGAGGAAGAGGCUCCACAGCGCCGCCAACAGGAUGCACAAGCUGAAGAGCGAGGGCUUCAUGAAGGUGCUGAAGACUGAGGUGGAGCUGAUGGCGAGGAUGGCGAAGACCAUCGACGGCUUCACGCAGCAUCAGACGAGGCUGGCGGUCGUCAUCGACGGGCUGGACUCCUGCGAACAGGACAAAGUUCUGCAGAUGCUCGACACGGUGCGGGUGUUGUUCUCUAAAGGCCCCUUCAUCUCCAUCUUUGCCAGCGACCCUCACAUCAUCAUCAAGGCCAUCAACCAGAACCUGAACAGCGUCCUCAGAGACUCCAACAUCAAUGGACACGACUACAUGAGGAACAUUGUUCAUCUGCCAGUCUUCCUCAACAGCAGAGGACUGUCCAGCGCCAGGAAGAUGUGCGCUGCUGCACCGGCCAACGGGGACACCACCAACACUGAGGGGUGGCACGAGGAGCUGGACAGGAAGCUGUCUCAGCACAGUCUGGGAGAACUAACCAAGUUUGGAAGCAAGACAACGCUCAACCGCCGGGACACGUACCGGCGUCGGCAGGUGCAGCGCUCAGUGACUCGUCAGAUGUCGUUCGACCUGACGAAGCUGAUGGUGACGGAGGAUUGGUUCAAUGACAUCAGCCCACAGACAAUGAGGAGGCUGCUCAACAUUGUUUCCGUCACAGGUCGUCUGCUGCGAGCCAAUCAGAUCAGCUUUAACUGGGACCGCCUGGCGUCGUGGAUCAACCUGACGGAGCAGUGGCCCUACAGGACGUCCUGGAUCAUCCUGUACCUGGAGGAGACUGAUGGAGUCCCCGACCAGGCCACGCUCAAGACAAUUUACGAGAGAGUGUCGAAGAACAUCCCCACCACCAAAGACGUGGAGCCUCUACUGGAGAUCGACGGAGAUGUUCGGAGCUUCGAGGUCUUCCUCUCCUCACGGACGCCAUUCCUGACAGCCAGAGACAUCCGGACCUUCCUGCCCUGCACCGUCAACCUGGACCCCAAACUGAGGGAGAUCAUUGCAGACGUUCGUGCUGCCCGGGAGCAGAUGAAUAUGGGCGGGGUCACGUACCCAUCCAUCCCCCUGCAGGAGACACAGGCUCGCCCCACCUCGGUGUACAGUCAGGUGUCGUCAGCGUGCUCACCGUCUGCCUCCUUCAGCGGGCCCUUCAACCAGCCGGCGGGGGGCGUGGUCUCCCCGCAGCCUCAUAGCAGCUACUACAGCGGCUUGGCUGGACCACAGCACCCCUUCUACAACAGGCCAUAUUUCCCCCAUCACCUUUACCAACUGCCACGCCCACUCAUGGCCUCCACCUACCCAUCACACCUCCACCCACGCCCUCCACCUAAACACUCCUUCAGCCGGGACGCUUCAGCUGCACCUUAUAAGGUUUCAUCUUUGAAAAGGAAGCAGGGUUCAGCCUCCGUGGUGUCGGGCACUCCGGCCAUCCUCCUCAGCUCCAUGACAACGGAGGCCGUGUGUGAGCGCGUGCGGCAGAUCGAAGGCAUCGACCAGAGCAUGAUGGGACAGUACAGCGCCACCAUCAGGAAGGCCAACGUCAACGGCAGAGUUUUGUCUCAGUGUAACAUCGACGAGCUGAAGAAGGAGAUGAGCAUGAACUUUGGAGACUGGCAGCUCUUCAGAGCCACCGUUCUGGACAUGCGCCACAUCGAGAGUCAGGUGCUGCAUGAGGAAGCUGCCAGUGAGCAAGGCAGCGUUGUGGGCAGCCACACCGAGACGGGGAGGCGAGCUGUGGCUCCGCCCCACGCUGGCGCCGCCAACGCAGACGGUUCUCCGAUGUACAGCUUCAACCUGAGCUUCGAGGAGCUGAGCACUGUGGGACUGGACGAGGCUCAGAGACACGGGAACAUGCAGUGGAUGGGUGGCGCUCACCGUACUGCCAGCAUGACCAGCCUGAACUCCCAGGAGUCAUCCAACGACAUCUCCAAGCUGACCGACAAGCAGCAGGCUGAGUACCGCAGCGCCUACCAGGAGUACAUUGCCCAGAUGGCGCAGGUGGAGAUGGGCGGCGGAGAGCGCCCCGUCCAACCGCAGCCGGGUCAGUUCAUGACAUCAUCAUCAGAGGACAAGAGCAAAGAUGGCGGCGAGCAAGACGGAAGAAAAUCCUUUAACAAGAGGAGUGCAGGCAAACCAGCAGCAGACAACACUGACUUCACCUCCAAUGGCGAUGGCCUGGACCCCAUCACAGAGGAAGACGAGAAGGGCGACCAUGGGUCCUCUAAGUCCCUGCUGACUCGUAAGACCUCGGCAGAAAGAGGAGGGCUGUUCCAGGGAGCCGCCGACCUGAAGCUGAAGGCUGGCGGUGGGCUGCGCUACCAGAAGCUGACCAGUGACGACGAGGAGUCUGAGGAGUCCGAUAACGCUCCUCUGCUCAAAGACGGCAAGAAGGUGGUCGACCCCAAACUGCCCGGCGGCUCGCUGGCACUGAAGGGGAAGGACUACCUGUCGGAUGCCAUGCUGGACAAGAAAGACUCAUCGGACUCGGGCGUGCGAUCCAACGAGAGUUCGCCCAACCACUCUCUGCAGGACGAGGAGGCGGACCUGUCACAGCUGGAGCGGGCCAACCUGAUCGAGCUGGACGAGGAGAGCCUGGCCAGGAAGAGAGGCCUUCCCAGCAGCCUCAGCGGCCUCCAGGACCCCGCCGUCGCACGUAUGUCCAUCUGCUCCGAGGACCAGUGCAGCCUGCUCGCCAGCAGCCCCGAGGAGAGCUGGCCAUCCUCCAAGUCCUUCAACUUGAACCGCACGCCAAGCAACGUCACGCUCAACAACAACACCAACGCCCAGCAGGGCAACCGCCCCCGCCUGCCCGCAGAGGGCUCCUCCUCAGACCCUGCCUCCUCCUCCUCCAGUGAUGUCAUCCUCUCCCCGAGCUCCUCUGGCACCACCACCGCCACCGCCACCAGACCGGGGCCUAACAACGAGAAUGUCCGAGUGGUUCACCUUAAGAGGGGCCUGAAGCCCGGAGACCCACCGGAGAUCUGCACCGUGUCCUCCGAAACCGUCACCUUCGGCGAGGAGCGGGAGAGCAUCCUGUGACAUCAUCCUGUGACCACACCCUGUCACCUCAUCCUGUCACCUCAUUGUAACCCGUGAAGAGUUAGAGAGCGCUGACGGUCCACCAGGAGCGGCCUCUCAACCCUCUCAGCCAAUCAGGAGCCUGGAGGUCGACCUUUAAACCUCUGAACUCCUGAUGAGGCGAGACGACGUUUAAUGAGUUGUAGAAACAUCUGACGAUGUUGACGAGUUGUGACAUCACUUUGAAAGCUUCAGACGUCAGAUAUUAAAGUUAAUCAACUGAAAUUUGAAUAUUUUGGAUUUUAAAAUGGGAUAAUGUGUUAAACGUUGAUGAGGGCGGAGCUUCUGCUGGUGGAGUCGUGGUCGUAGUGUUAAGUGGUCAGGAGUUGAAGGAGGCGGAGCUUCUGCUGGUGGAGUCGUGGUCGUAGUGUUAAGUGGUCAGGAGUUGAAGGAGGCGGAGCUUCUGCUGGUGGAGUCGUGGUUGUAGUUGUAGUGUUUACCGUAGCGAUGGUGUAGCCGCCAUCGGUCGUAGUCGUAGUAGAAGUUAAAGUUUGGUAGAAACUUUAUUGACAGUCGAAGCUGCUGCAUGUUGAUGUUUUGAUGUUUGUAGUUUCCAUAGAAACAGAUUAAUCAACAAAUGAAUGAAAAACAGCCCUCAAUUAAUUAAUGAUCAGAGAGAAAAAUUCGAUAUAAUGAUUGAAACUUUCUGAGCGACAUGAAAACAUGAAUGUUAUUGAUGUUUAUUUAUUGUUUAAUAAUAAACUGACCUUUGUUUACAUGUAAACAUUAAAUUAACGAGUGAUAAAAAUGUCAGAAUGAGAUGAGUCAGUGUUCAUGUGUUUAAAGGAAGAGACUUUUAUUCUGAAGGGUCGUCGACUCCAGAGCUUAAACGAUCAAUAGAUAAUUAAUACGUUCAUUAAUUAGCAGAUUCAUUAAUACGUUCAUUAAUUAGUGGAUUCAUUAAUACGUUCAUUGAUUAGUGGAUUCAUUAAUACAUUCAUUAAUUAGUGGGUUAAUUAAUACAUUCAUUGACUAGUGGAUUUAUUAAUACGUUCAUAAAUUAGUGGAUUCAUUAAUAUGUUCAUCAAUUAGUGCAUUCAUUAAUAUGUUCAUUAAUUAGCGGAUUCAUUAAUACUUUUAUUAAUUAGUGCAUUCAUUAAUAUGUUCAUCAAUUAGUGCAUUCAUUAAUAUGUUCAUUAAUUAGCGGAUUCAUUAAUACUUUUAUUAAUUAGUGCAUUCAUUAAUACAUUCAUUAAUUAGUGCAUUAAUUAAUACAUUCAUUGACUAGUGGAUUCAUUAAUUAGCGGAUUCAUUAAUACGUUCAUUAAUUACAAGAUUAAUUAAUACAUUCAUUGACUAGUGGAUUCAUUAAUACAUUCAUUAAUUAGUGGAUUCUGAAAAUUUUUAGCUUUUCAUGGUUUUAUUUUGUAAAGCAGGAAGUAGACGUGACAUUGAAAAUAAACAGAUUAAAUUCAGGAUGACACGACUCGUUAGCGGAGAAUAAUUGAGAUCAGUGUUUUUAGAUAAGUGCAGUGUCAGUUUGAUGUCGUUCGUCUGUCGGUGAAGCUGCAUGUUGAUGUUUCAGUGUUGUCGUCUCAGUGCUCUCAUCAUCAUCAUCAUCUUCAUCAUCAUGUGAACACCUGAAUCUGUUGUGAAGUAAAUAAAUAAAAUGUUUGGAUGUU